UACUUAAUGAAAGGAGUCCAGCUGCAAUCAAUCUGUAAAAAUGUAGCUGUCCUGUGAAGGUUGAACAGCUACCAGAAGUAGUGGAAAGGUUUAUAGCAAUGUUAUCUUAAAACAAUAUGUUGCAGGGUGCUGUUCAGUCCAUCAUCUGAAAGUGGAAAUCUAACAAAACAUAGCCGUUUAUUUAAUCUCAAGAGGAUGUGGAAGGAAGAACAUUGACAAGAGAAUGAAAGAGGUCUGUGGUAACUAAGGCGGAGCUUCAGAUUCACUGUUCAGUCUAGACGGCAGCAGACCGGUAAGGCAAUCCGCCAACGUUCGUUGACCUCCCGCCCAGUUCAAAUCAUUUCUGUCGCCACGAAGAGCAUCCGCUGUAGGACAUGGACAGCGCCAGAAAGAAGGUGUCCUUCAAGUGGAUACAGACUGCUGCCACGCUACCCAGAGAAGCCGGUCAGAGCAACGCUAGCUCCAGUACUCCUUCUGACCGCAGUAAGCCAGGCCAUGGAGAGUCAAGUGCUUUCCCCCUCAGUGACUCUCCAGGGUCGGAGCGCCUUGGAGCUCUGAGUCUGGACACGCCCAAGAGAAAAGCAGAGGCGCUCUGUGAAAGUGCGCCAUCUGCAGGCAAAGCCAAGCUGAGAAAACUCUCCAGGAAAAAUUCUGAGACUUUUAAAAGUAUUAAGAGUCCACCUUCAGCAAAAUUACGCCAGCAAGACGAAUCUCCAACAAGUCAACAUGUUUUGCCAGCUUCACAUCAUUCUUUCAUCUUGAAGAAGAAAGAGAGGACACCGGAGGAGGGGUCAAAGGCUAUCUGCCGGAUGGCGCUGAUUGCAGCUAUUGGCAAGACGAGAACGAGGCUUAGCUCAACUGGAGUCCCCAGCCCCGCGGCCGAGAGUGGCUCUUUACCCCUGGAAUCUGUUCCUGCACAGACUGUAGGGCAAAGUGCUGAGCCUUCUGACAGCAAUGUGGAUAGAAUCGGCUUCGUGAGGAGUCCUGGCGAGUACGAGGAUGUUGAGUCCCUCAGUGAGGAUCACAGCACUCCUGUUCGGGUGUUUGAGAACACACAAUCACAAAGUUACAGCCCAGAGUCAAAAACAUAUUCAAGGGAGCUGGUUUUUCUGGAGACCCCCCUCCAUGGGAAAUCCUUUGUUUCUGAGGAUGAGGCUGAGGUUGAAGACAGCAGACUGCCAGUCCCUCAGUUGGAGUUCAUGUCAGACUCUGGUUUUUCCACGCAACAGGACAGCCUGCAGAAUUGGAUUGCUUUAACUUCACCGUCUUCGGCUUCUUUUUCACCGUCUAUCGAAAACACUGGAACUGUGCAGACAGCUGCAGACGACACACAGUCAUAUUUAUUGCCAGAGAAGAGGACUGUUUAUAUUUCAUUCAAGCAGCCAAAACAACCAGACUUGGAGCCUCUAAAUCCUCUCAGAGCUGAACUCCAGAAUUUCCCGUCAUCUGUCAAGGCCAAUUCAUCGGAUCCAUUUUCUUUGCCGCUUUGUUCUGUUGAAAGAUUAUCUAACCUCUCUGUGACCUCUGCAGCGCCACGGAGACGAAGUGACUGUUUCCCUUCUAUGCGUUUCCCUCCAUCCACCGUAUCGGACAGCUCCACAUCCGCCAGAAGGUUGUCCUUGGGGGCUGACCCUCUGUGGACCAACUACCCUGACCGCAACGUCCGGGCUGGCUUCAUCGACACACAUUGUCAUCUGGACAUGCUCUACGGAAAGCUGGGCUUCAGAGGGACGUUCGGUCGCUUCAGGCAGACCUACAGAAGCAGCUUCAGUCCCGAGUUUCAAGGCUGCAUUACAGACUUCUGCAAUCCGCACAUCAUGGUGAAGGAGGCCCUGUGGGAAGGUUUGCUUUCUGAGGACAUGGUGUGGGGGGCAUUUGGCUGCCACCCGCAUUUCGCCAAAGGCUACUCAAACACUCAGGAAAACAACAUACUAAUGGCAAUGAGGCAUCCAAAAGCGGUGGCGUUUGGUGAAAUGGGCCUGGAUUAUUCCCACAAAAACUCUACUGACUCUUCAAGGCAAAAACAAGUGUUUGAGCGUCAGCUGCGUUUGGCCGUGGCCAUGCAGAAACCUCUGGUGAUCCACUGCCGGGACGCAGAUGACGACCUGCUGGAGAUCAUGAAAAAGUGUGUGCCCAGAGAUUACAAGAUUCACAGACACUGUUUCACAAACAGUUAUUCUGUGAUCGAGCCUUUCCUGACAGAGUUCCCCAACCUGUAUGUGGGCUUCACAGCUCUGAUCACCUACACCAGGGCCAGGGAAGCCCGAGACGCAGUUCGCCAGAUCCCUCUGGACCGCAUCGUCCUGGAGACGGAUGCACCGUAUUUUCUGCCAAGACAGGUUAGCAAAGAUGUGUGCCGGUUUUCUCACCCAGGAAUGGGUAUCCAUACGCUACAUGAGCUGAGCUGGCUGAAGGGGGAAGAUGAGGCUACGGUGCUCAGCACCAUCCGAAACAACACUGCUCUGCUUUACGGCAUUUGAUUCUUCCACAGGUCAACACUUAAAAAAACGGAAAAAAACCCAAGAAAAAACGGUAUGGUCAAUCCUCAAUGUGUUCUUCUGCUAAUGAAACACCCUGCGCUGAUUUUUGUUUUAAAGUUAUCAACCCAACAAGCUCACAUGUUGGAGUUUGAAGAAGCAAUUUAUUUUUAUUUUUAUUUUUUAAAGUGAAAUACUCAUUUUUGGAUCUAGUGAAUAAUAAAUGUUUUAAGAAAAAAGACAAACACAUGAGACACUGUAUGCGCCUCGCCUGGUUGUAUUUUAUGUCAUCAUUUACGCAAAUUAAUUCUAAAGCAGUUUUAAGUUUUAUUUUUUUGCAUGGAGCCGAAUAUUAUUUGUUCUAAUAUGUCUGCAUGUUUAUGUCGUCCGCUUGCUGUGCAGUGUAGUUUGGUUUAAUGUGGCGGAGAUGCAUUAAAAGCCUUUACGAGUGA
Molecule: messenger RNA, 2929 nt
Organism: Xiphophorus couchianus (Monterrey platyfish)
Lineage: Eukaryota; Metazoa; Chordata; Actinopteri; Cyprinodontiformes; Poeciliidae
Gene: tatdn2
Product: TatD DNase domain containing 2
Exons: 8
Coding region: 375-2480 (701 amino acids)
Molecular function (GO): hydrolase activity, acting on ester bonds
Source: RefSeq, a predicted model, not a curated record